Molecule: messenger RNA, 4303 nt
Organism: Clupea harengus (Atlantic herring)
Lineage: Eukaryota; Metazoa; Chordata; Actinopteri; Clupeiformes; Clupeidae
Gene: pik3cg
Product: phosphatidylinositol-4,5-bisphosphate 3-kinase, catalytic subunit gamma
Biological process (GO): phosphatidylinositol-mediated signaling; phosphatidylinositol-3-phosphate biosynthetic process; phosphatidylinositol 3-kinase/protein kinase B signal transduction
Cellular component (GO): plasma membrane; phosphatidylinositol 3-kinase complex, class IB; phosphatidylinositol 3-kinase complex, class IA
Molecular function (GO): 1-phosphatidylinositol-4-phosphate 3-kinase activity; 1-phosphatidylinositol-3-kinase activity
Source: RefSeq, a predicted model, not a curated record
UACCGGUAUAUGGGUACUUUUUUGACCAACAAGGGAGCAGGCGCGCUCAGCUCAAAUUAACCUGAGUCUUUGGGUGAGAGUUAAGCAGUAGUUAGAAGUGUUGAAAGUGUAUACUCCUUCUUGUUAAUUUAUUGGCUGCAUACACUUGUCUCUUCUUUGCGUUUUACUUUUUUGACCAAGCCUUGACAGUGUGACAGUAUGCCUCGUCUGCCAGUAGGAGAACAUGCGCAACAGGAAUUGAAAGGGGAGGGGAAAUACCCAAACUGACGUUUCAUUUAUACGAAUAGCCGCUCAGAGAGCAGAAACUUACAACUUCACAAGUUCAUUUGGAUUCGUGUACAGCUUAAAUGUCAAUACACGUGUUGGUUGUCAAUUCCUGGAGGCUAAGUCUCUUCGUUUGCUGAACAAUACCUUUGGUUAUGGAACAGCAGUUUAGCGACGAUGAAUCACCAGUAGUCCGUAGAGAAGAUACCAAAAGAAGAAGACGGAAAAUGAAGGCGUUUACAUCCAACGCAGCUGUUGCAAUGGACCAGAUUGCUGUCGAGUUUGUGCUCCCCACCACUAACAAGUCUAGCAAAAGCCCAGACACCCUGCAUUUAGAAGUAGCAGGAAAUUGCACUGUGGAACAGGUGAAAGCUCAGGUGUGGCUCAGAGCUGUUGCUAGUCACAUCUGUCCUGAGUUUUACCAAAAAUACUCCCCAGACCACUGCAUCUUGCUCUACCAAAAGAAAGGAAACUGGUGUGAGAUUUACGACAAACACCAGGUGUUCCAGACCUUGGAUUGCAUUCGCUAUUGGAAAGCACUUAAAAAAGACAGUGGGAAGAUUCACCUGGCCAAGAGGCCUCUUCCCUCAGAUGAGUCCAUUCAGUAUCAGAAGUACUUGAACUACUUGAUUGGAUACGAUGUCACUGAUGUGAGCAAUGUUCAUGAUGAUGAACUUGAGUUCACUCGCAGAAAGUUACUUACCCCCCGCAAAAUUGAGUUGGCAGAUAGAGAUGCCAAACUGUAUUCAAUGGAUCCCUGGGUAACUACAAAACCCCUCCCUGAGUAUCUGAUGGGUAAAAUUAGUAACAGUAACGUCCUGCUAGUGAUACACAGGAAUACAUCCAGUCAAACAAUUAAGGUGUCAAUUGACGACACAACUGUCCAGGUGCUCCAGAGCUUCUUCACCAAGAUAGCUAAAAAGAGGGCACUGUUCAACAUUCCAGAAGAUGUCAGUGAGGCAGACUACGUGCUUAGGGUUUGUGGGCGAGAGGAGUACAUUUUUGGAAACUAUGCCAUCAAGGAUUUCCAUUGGGUAAGACAGUGCCUCAAGGAUGGAGAUGAAAUUCACCUGGUGCUAGAAAUGCCUCCAGACCCUGACUCGGAGGAGGUUCACAAGGAAGACUGGGCGCAGGUGGAUGAUUGCACUGGAGUGGCUGGUACUCAUGAACAGUUGACCAUUGAUGAGAAGGACCAUGAAAAAGUGUUUACAAUUUCGCUGUGGGAUUGCAACCGCAAAUUUCGGGUCAAGGUGCUGGGCAUUGAUAUUCCUGUUCUGCCUCGUAACUCUGAGCUGAUUGUGUUUGUGGAGGCCAGUAUAUUCCAUGGGCAGCAGCUUUUGGCCCAAGAAAGAACGACUCCUAAGCCCUUCACCGAGGAGGUACUGUGGAACACUUGGCUGGAGUUCAACAUCAAAAUAAAAGACCUACCUAAGGGAGCACGACUGAGUCUGCAGGUAUCAUGUGGCAAGGCCCAGACCCAGUCAUCCAAGUCAUCCAAUCUGGACAAUGGAGGCUACGAUGGCAAGAGCAAGAGCCGUUUGCUGUAUUACGUGAACCUCCUGCUGAUUGACCAUCGUUCCCUGCUCAGACAAGGAGAGUUCAUCCUGCACAUGUGGAAGAUACCAGACAAGAGUGAGGACAACAGCAGUGUCAAUGCAGACAAGCUGACGUCUGCCACCAACCCAGACAAGACAAGCUCAAUGGCUGUAGCCAUACUGCUGGACAAGUACUGUUACCCGGUAGCUCUGCCCAAGUGCAGAGAGUCUAAAGAGGCUUCUGAUUUGGAAGGGGAGAGAGGGCAGAGGGACAUGCCUAACCACCUGCGAAAGCAGUUUGAACAGAUUGUCGCCACUGAUCCACUGCACCCAUUGAGCCCAGAGGACAAGGAGCUCCUGUGGCACUUUAGACAGGAGUGCAUGCGGCACCCCAGAGCUUAUCCCAAAUUUCUCGGGUCUGUGAAAUGGGGCAAACAGGAGGCUGUGAUGGCGACCCAUCAACUUUUGGAAAGGACCACCACGUGGGACAGGAGCUCGUUAGAUGUGGGGUUAGCCAUGCAGUUGCUGGACUGCAACUUCUCUGAUGCAAAUGUGCGCUCCAUGGCUGUAAGGAAACUGGAGACACUGGAUGAAGAUGUUGUCUUACGAUAUCUGCUGCAGUUGGUUCAGGCAGUGAAAUUUGAGCCUUACCAUGACAGUGCUCUUGCAAGAUUCUUGUUAAAACGGGCACUCAGGAGCAAGAGAAUUGGCCAUUUCCUGUUCUGGUUUUUGCGAAGUGAAAUUGCCCAGUCAAUGCAUUAUCAGCAACGCUAUGCGGUUAUUCUGGAGGCCUAUCUGCGAGGCUGCGGUGAUGCCAUGCUCCAGGAUUUCAAGAAGCAAGUGGAGAUCACAGAGGCUCUCCAGAAAGUCACCCGUGAGAUCAAGGCAGUCUCAGCAGAAAAAUAUGAUGUGUCAGCACAGGUGGUUUUUCAGCUGCGACAGAAAUUGGAGAGUUUACAAGUGUCGGGUCUGCCGCAGAGCUUCAAAGUGCCGUAUGACCCAGGCCUACGUGCCGGAGGGCUUGUGAUUGAACAGUGCAAAGUUAUGGCAUCAAAAAAGAAGCCAUUGUGGCUGCAGUUCAAGCGUGCAGACCCCACAACCCUGUCUAGUGACACCAUCGGAAUCAUUUUCAAGGAUGGAGAUGACCUUCGUCAAGACAUGCUCAUCCUACAAAUCCUGUUGAUAAUGGAGUCUAUUUGGGAAGCAGAAUCACUGGAUCUGUGCUUAUUGCCAUAUGGCUGCAUUUCCACUGGGAAUAAAAUAGGCAUGAUUGAAAUAGUGAAGGAUGCCAGAACCAUUGCCAAUAUACAGCAGAGUAUUGUGGGAAAUACAGGUGCCUUCAAAGAUGAGCUUCUUAAUCAGUGGCUCAGGGAAAAGUGUGUCUGUGAGGACAAGUUUCAACAGACUGUGGAGCGCUUCGUGUACUCCUGUGCAGGCUACUGUGUUGCCACCUAUGUCCUUGGAAUUGGCGACCGUCAUAAUGACAACAUUAUGAUUACAGAAACUGGGAACCUCUUCCACAUCGACUUUGGACACAUUCUGGGCAAUUACAAGAGUUUCAUGGGCAUCAGUAAGGAGAGGGUCCCAUUUGUACUGACUCCUGAUUUCCUUUACGUCAUGGGGACGACAGGGAAGAAAAGCAGCCCGUAUUUUCAGAAAUUCCAGGAUACAUGCGUGAAAGCCUACUCAGCUCUGAGACACCACACCAACCUGCUCAUCAUUCUCUUCUCCAUGAUGCUGAUGACCGGUAUGCCCCAGCUGACCAGCAAAGAGGACAUUGAGUACAUCCGAGAGGCGCUGACCGUCGGCCGCUCGGAGGAGGAGGCCCAGCGUCACUUCCUGGACCAGAUCGAGAUUUGCAGAGAUAAAGGCUGGACGGUGCAGUUCAACUGGUUCUUGCACUUGGUGCUGGGAAUCAAACAAGGAGUGGAGAAACGCUCUGCCUGAUCUUCUCAAUUCCCGUGGUUACAGGGACAGCAUAUCACAUAACAUGCUUUCGACAUUCACAUUUUUUGUUAGCAUUUGUGUGUACUCCAUAGAGUUAUGAAGGGGAAUCUCUGUUGUAGAUAGUGAAGUGGCAAGAACACAGGUUUCAAAUUGCAAAUUGCACUAAAGCACCUGAAUCAUACAAGCCUUCUUUGUGUCUGACUUUGUAAUGUAGCAUUUUGGAAGUACCUUAGGAAAUACAUUAUCAACCUAUCACACUUGACUCAUAGUGCAAAAUUAAAAGGAUGUCUCUUCCUGAUGGCAAAGGGUGAAAGUAAUUCCUGUUGACUUGAUUGGCCAUUGCACUGUGAACAUAUACAUAUUAUGUAAUAUUUAAUAUGGUUACUGUUAUUGCUACUGCUGUGGGCUUCUCUUACUUUUUAGUCUAGGUUUUGAGUGCAGUAGUAUUGUUCCGAUUAUUUUUUAUUAUUCAGGCUUGUUAGUUGACUUAAAGUGGCAUUAUGUAGGAAUUGCUAAUUGCUAACGAGAUGCUAGCGGCUAAACCUAGCAAAACCUUU